AUGAGUAGGUUUGUGACCAGUGUAUCCGACCUUGUUAAGGAAGAGUGUCAUACGGCAGUGCUCCAUGGUGACAUUAACAUUUCUAAGCUUAUUGUGUAUGCUCAAUCAAUUGAGGAGUCUAAACUUAAGAGGAUGAAUAAAGACUUGAAGAGGGGUAGAUCCGAUGAGCAAAGUCAACCUAGGUCCAAAAAGAGGUGUGCCAAGUAUGGGAAGCAACUUUUGGGUAAGUACCUUGCCGGCACGUAUGGGUGCUUUGGGUAUGGAAAGAAGGGUCAUAAUAUGAAGGAUUUCCCAACACUCUCGGCACAAGGAAGUGAGACCAAACAAGCUUCUCUUGAUGGUCCGGAUCCUAAUGCUCCAAAGAAGAAUCGUUUCUAUGUGCUUCAAGCUAACAAGGACAAAGGAGCUAAUCCAGAUGAAGGCACCGGUAAGUGA
This is a messenger RNA of Solanum stenotomum, 435 nucleotides long. RefSeq lists its product as uncharacterized. NCBI's taxonomy places the organism in Eukaryota, Viridiplantae, Streptophyta, Magnoliopsida, Solanales, Solanaceae. The record is from RefSeq and is a predicted model, not a curated record. The transcript is spliced from 2 exons. The coding region runs from base 1 to 435 and encodes 144 amino acids.